AGCCCAGGACGAAUCGCACGAUCGCAUUUGCAUUGAUUUGCAUCAGAAAAAUUCAUCAAUAGCAGAGAUACUUGUAUAUAAUGCUUGUAGAUAAUUAUUUUGAAAAUAUUUAGGACAGAGACAGCUGUGUGUCGUUGCGUGUCAUAUGUUAUGCUGCCGAUUGGUCGAAUUCUAUAUGUUGCAUAUGUUUCCACAUGGCUCUCCUUGUAACUUGUGGCGACAAGCGCGUAAGGACUUAAAAAAGCAAUUAUUAUAGGCAUAAUGACGAGUGUUGAAUUGAUAACGGGAAGAUGUCUUUCUAUGUGCCCGGAAAAAGAGCGACGGAUGAGAGAGAGGGAAGGCUUGUUGCACAAAUAUGAGAUUGACGAGAGGACGAAACACAUGAAGAAACCCAAGGCCGAUCCAGAGAAAACUAUAAAAUGCUUCAGUCGCUCCGCCGCUGGACAAGUUAUGACAGAUCCGAAUUUGUUGCGUCCGCCACGUGUAUUAAUAUCCACUGUCCGAUACUUGUUCACCAAGAUAAUCACGCGAACGGAUUUAGAUUGGGCGUCGAUAUACGACUUUGUAUUCGAUCGGCUGAGAUCAGUACGACAGGAUGCCGUGAUACAAAGAGUCGAUGUCACCACGAGUAUUCUUCUUCUUGAACCAAUUGUCCGAUUUCACAUAUAUGCCGCUCAGAGGCUGUGCGAAAGAAACAUUUCGGAAUUUGAUGCAAAAAUAAAUAGCAAACAUCUGUUAGAAUGUAUCAAGCAUCUACUUGUACUGUAUGAUCAUCAAGCUGAAAAUGCAAAAAGUAAUACGGAAGUACAUAAAGAUCUCGAGAAACUGGCAUUGAACAGUAGCCGUUCAGAGAUGGAAGCCAUAUACAUUCUUCUCCACAUUGGAGAUCAUGAAGCUUUAGAAAGAGCUCUUAAGCUUUCGUCCGAUUUGAAAAAAUCACCGGCUAUUCAGUUAGCUACAAAGAUAUCACUUGCAUGGUAUCUAAAAAAUUAUAUCUGUGUUCAUCAUCUGAUCGAGCAGUUACCUCCGGUACUAGCUUGUGCAUUUUUCUGCAAUCUGCAGAGCUUCAGAAGAAAUGUUUUGCAAAUCAUGAGUUCUGGCUAUAAUAGCAAAGUGUUGACAUUCCCGGGGCUGAAAUUGCAGGAACUUUUAUUCUACAAAGAUAUAAAUAAAAUCCAGGCGGAUUGCAAGUUAUUUGAUUUAACGUUCACCAAUGAAAAUGUUUUAUUUCAAAAAUCACAGUUCAACGAACAAGUCUUGCUGGCCAAUCCUGAGAUGUAUUACACUUCUACCACGUUACAUAAAUUUAUGCCGAAAAUUCUUUUGGAAUGUACCUCUAAUGAUGAAUGUUGAGUUAAUUUUUACGUAAUAUAGAAUUUUUAUAUACAAUUGUGGAUCUACUGGAUCUAAGUUAACGAUAUUUAAACUUCAAGGAUAUCAGAGAAAGAGAGAGAGAGAGA
Messenger RNA from Wasmannia auropunctata (little fire ant), 1460 nucleotides. RefSeq names its product SAC3 domain-containing protein 1. Gene Ontology annotation, biological process: spindle assembly; centrosome duplication. Gene Ontology annotation, cellular component: centrosome; nucleus; spindle. The record is from RefSeq and is a predicted model, not a curated record. Bases 262 to 1353 code for a protein of 363 amino acids. Lineage: Eukaryota; Metazoa; Arthropoda; Insecta; Hymenoptera; Formicidae. The transcript has 8 exons.